UCCCUUGCAGACCUUGUGAGUGGACCGGAAGUUCAGGGUGGACCGGAAAUACAGGGCAAGCGCUACACACGAGCCUCUUUUUCCUUUUGGCGCCUUUCUUCUCUUGAAAGUCUCACUGCGCCGCACUGUGCCGCACUUGCACCUCAGCUUGCUGGCCGUCCUGCUGCCCCUUUUUUGUCUCCGGACCUCGUGCUGCUCUUGAGGCUGGCCAGCCACAAUGGAGCCAGACCUCAGCUCGAGUUUUUCGGUGUUGGACAAUGCGCAGCUUUGUAAGCUUUUUGUCGGGGGUCUUAACCCGCAAACUGAUGAGUUUGGCCUGAGGAAACAUUUCGAGGCCUUCGGUUCCCUCACAGACUGUGUCGUGAUGAUGAAUCCCCAAACCAACCGUUCCCGCUGCUUUGGCUUCAUCUCGUUCUCCACCAUGAAGGAGGCCGAUGAGGCCGUGGCAGCCGCGCCCCACAUAGUGGAUGGCAACCAUGUGGAACUGAAGCGAGCCGUGGCCCGAGAGGACUCUUGCAGACCAGGAGCCCACGCGCGGGUCAAGAAGAUUUUUGUUGGUGGCCUUAAAAGUGACAUGGUCGAGAGUGACCUGGUGGAGCACUUUUCGCAGUUUGGACCGGUGGAGCGGGCCAAGAUCAUCCUCCACAAGCAGUCGGGCAAGAAGCGGGGCUUUGGUUUUGUUUACUUCUUUGAUCACGAUACUGCAGACAAGGCCGCCGUGGUCAAGUUCCACCCCAUCCAAGGCCACCGAAUCGAGGUCAGGAAGGCGUUGCCCAAGGAGGACACGAGUCACUGGGGCCUUGAUCUGCCGAUCCUGGGGAGCAGCUGCAGCUGGAGACCUUCCACCCGAGCUCGUGCAGGUCUUUCUUCCAGCCCAAGCCCUGACCCCAGUCCCAAACCUAGCACUAGUCCCAGCCCCAUCCCUAGUCCCAGCCCCAUCCCUACUCCCGAAGUCCAAUCUGCUGAGGGUCUCAAACCUGCUGGGUGGCGGGGGCCCAGACUAGCCGGAUGGUUUGGCCCUAAACCUUCUGGGUGGUCGACCCCCAAACCUAUCGGGUGGUCGGCCCCCAGAUCCGGUGGGUGGUCGGUCCCCAGGUAUGCGGAAGACCCCAGAGUCAGAUCUGCCGAGAGCUCCACCCCUGAAUCUGAGGGGGGUGGUGCCUCUGCAUCUGCCAGGAGCCCUGAUCUGAAACCUGAUGGAGACGCUGACUCCAAAAGUGAAGGAAGUAUCAUCCCCACGCUUGGUUGGAUCCCCAGGCCCAAAUCUAGUUGGGGCCCCCAGCGCAAACCCGGGUGGGACUCUGAUCCCAGAUCUCGAGGGGGACCCAAACCCAGGGGAGAUGAUGACUCCAGACCCCCGGGAGGGACCCAUCCCAAAUUUUCCUUCACAUCCUGGGAUCCUGGCUUCAGCGCCACUGGCCCUGCGUCUGACCCAACACCUGCCUCUGAUUUUGGCGUGGGCCUAGAGCCCAGCCCUUCUUUUACCUUAGGCUCUAGCUCCAAAUCUGAGCCUAAACCUAGUGCAGGUCUUGACCUCAAGAGGGCCCCAAGCUAUUACAGAGGUUUUACCAAGCCUAGUAUUCCCUCAAACCCCAAAGCCGGCCCUGGCCCCAGGCCAGGUGGGCUACUAGGCACCAGGCCUGGCGGAGGCUCCGGCACCAGGCCUGGAGGGGGCAGCAGUGGUGGCGGGGGCAGCAGCUCUGGCCCCAGGCCCAGUGGUCCAGGCCCCAGGCCCGGGGUAUCCGGCUCGGGCCCAGGCCCAAGCUCAAGCCCGGGCCUUGGGCGAGGGAGUGGCCCUCGCCGCAACAUAAUCCGUGGGACACGCGGCCCUCGAGGCCGUGGCCGAAGCUUUGAAAGCUCUCGCGGCUACCGUGGGGGGAGCGAUUACCGUGGGGGGAGCGAGUACCGGGCUGGCUACAGCCACAGCCGAGGUUUCCUUGGGUCUUUGAAGAGACGCUGGGGUAAUUGGGAAAAUUGGGGGGGGCCUCCCAGAGGUCCCAGAGGUGGGGCCGCAGGCCCUGGGGGAAACUAGGAAGGAAGCAUUUUGUUUUUGUAACCAGCUAGUAAAAUAUGGCGGUUUCUUCCCAGUCAAUCUUUGUAGCACCCCCUUUUGCCGAUUCAUGUCCACUGAAGUCCCCUGUUCUUGCCCCUCCCCAUUAAGAUAGAUUACCCCAUUUAUGAAUUUGUCUAUUGUAAUCUUUAUUGAACUUCAACUCUUUAACUAUCUUGUUUGUUACUUAGAACCUGAUGGUUUUUUGCAACAGCCUAGAGACUUAAUUAUUCGUCCUAAUUAAUGGUACUAGGGAAGGUGGAUUGGAACUAGUUUGGA
Sarcophilus harrisii (Tasmanian devil) is the source of this 2329-nucleotide messenger RNA. RefSeq names its product ribonucleoprotein RB97D-like. The record is from RefSeq and is a predicted model, not a curated record. NCBI's taxonomy places the organism in Eukaryota, Metazoa, Chordata, Mammalia, Dasyuromorphia, Dasyuridae. Gene Ontology annotation, molecular function: RNA binding. The transcript has a single exon. The coding region runs from base 218 to 2032 and encodes 604 amino acids.